Pseudocercospora fijiensis CIRAD86 is the source of this 2223-nucleotide messenger RNA. RefSeq lists its product as uncharacterized. NCBI's taxonomy places the organism in Eukaryota, Fungi, Ascomycota, Dothideomycetes, Mycosphaerellales, Mycosphaerellaceae. Bases 1 to 2223 code for a protein of 740 amino acids. The record is from RefSeq and is a predicted model, not a curated record. The transcript has 3 exons. Gene Ontology annotation, biological process: mRNA cis splicing, via spliceosome. Gene Ontology annotation, cellular component: U2-type prespliceosome; U1 snRNP. Gene Ontology annotation, molecular function: RNA binding; protein binding.
AUGAGUGUCUGGGGCUCGGCGCAGACCGCCGACGGCAGGACAUAUUACUUCAACAAGCAGACCAAAGAAACAACGUGGACCAAGCCUGCCGAUUUCGACGACUCCGAGCCGCCUGCAACGCCAGUGACACCAAGCACAGGCAAUGCAGCAGAUUGGGCCGAGGCCAAGACUCAGGAUGGCAGGACUUACUACUACAACAAGCUCACCAAACAGACGACAUGGACACUUCCGCCGGAACUUGCGCGCCAGCAGCAAGCGCAGCAGAACGGUCGACCUGACUUUGUGGCCGGUGGUGGUGGAUCUAGUUUUGGAGGUGAUCGAGAUUUUGGCGGUCGUGAUCGGAGAGAUGAUCGUGGCCAUGGUCUGCCGCAGAAGCCAUCAUUUGAUGGACCACGUGGCCCAAUGCCUGUGAAGACCGACGAACCCGACUACGCUACUCCCGAGCAGGCGGAAGAGGCCUUCUUCAAGCUUUUGAAGCGCAACAACAUCACUGCCGAGACCGACUGGCAUGACGCUCUAAGAAUUGUCAUCCGCGAUCGCGAAUACCGCGCAAUCAAGGAUCCCAAGGACCGCAAGAUCGCGUUCGAGAAGUAUCAGGCAGAGGUGAAAGCUCAAGAGAAAGAGAAAGAGAAAGAGCGCAAGACAAGAGUGCGCGAAGAGUUCCGUCGCAUGCUGUCAACGCACGAUGAGAUCGAUCACUACACCCGCUGGAAAACUGCUCGACCGGUCAUUGAGCGUGAAGCGGUGUUCAAGAGUGCGGGUGACGAAGACGAGCGUCGCCGUAUCUUCGAUGAGUACAUUUUGGAGCUGAAAAAGAAGCAUGUCGAAGAGGAGACAGCCCGGCGGAAAGUUGCUAUGCAGGAGCUAGAUAAAAUGCUCAAGGUGCUGAUUAUUGACCCCGACACAAGAUGGGCUGACGCCGAAGAUAAGAUCAUGAGCAACGAGCGAUUUGUCUCUGAUGACACAUUCAAGGACUUGCCAAAAGUCGACAUCUUCUUGGCUUAUGAAAGUCACAUGAAGGCCUUGGAACGAGUCGCCAAUGAUGCUAUUCAGACGGAGAAGAGGAAUAAAUACCGCCGCCAGCGGCAAGCUCGCGAUAGCUACAAGCAGCUUCUGCAUGAGAAGCUUCGAGAGGGCAGAAUCAAGGCCGGCACCAAGUGGCAGGAUCUCUUCCCGCAAAUCAAGGACGACGAGCGAUUCCUCGCAUACCUUGGCGUACAACAGGGCAGCGAGGCCAUUGAGCUGUUCUGGGAUGUGGUUGAAGACGAGGAGCGCAAGCUACGCUCGAAGCGAAACGACGCCCUCGAUGUGCUUGAAGACAAGCGCUGGGAAAUGACACUUGAAACAUCCGUACAAGAGUUUUUGGAAGUUAUGCGGUCUCAUCCGAAGACAGCGAAAUACGCUGAAGACGACCUCCAUAUGAUCUACGAUCGCUUGAUGGAGAAGGUCAAGCGCCGGGCUGAUGAUGACAAGAUCGAGGCUGAGCGUCACCAGAAAGUGGCAGUUGACAAUCUCCGUUCUGCUAUGAAGAAGCUGACUCCGCCUGUCGCUAUUUCUGACAGUUACGACGACAUCGCAUCACGACUUGUAGGCAUGCGUGACUUCGACAAUGCCGAUGAGGAAGUUAGGCGACGAGCUUAUGAUAAGUUUAUGACGCGGCUUAGAGAGCGUGAGGAUCAUGAACGCGAUCGCCGUCGCGAGCGCAGCAGGGACCGACGUCGAGAUGAUCGAGAGCGUGACAGAGGAGACCGCGAACGCCGCCACCGCACACGCACACCAGAAGUCGAUGCAUACGAAGCUGACAGGCGUAAGGCGCAGGCAGAUCGUGAGAGACAGUAUAGGAAGGCCUCAUUCGGACUGACGCCUCCGCCACGCGACCGCCGAGACGACAGAUACGAUGACCGCCGCGACGAUCGUCGUCGACCAGAUCCACGCGAUAUGUAUGAGCGAGAGCGCCGCGAGCGCGAACAUGAACGUGAGCGUAAUUAUCUGAGCCGUGCUGAUCCCCGCGACAAGGGCCGCACGCUUGACUACGGCGAUGAGGAUCAAGUGGGCAGCAGGCCUCCUUCAGUCAGGAAGAGGCGCGAGUCAGAUGGAAGCAUGAGCAGCAGACGCGACAACAAGCGUCCACGCCGAACCCACUCCCCUGAACCAAGUCUCCUCAAGGAAGAGCCUCCAGAGCUGCAGAGUGGCUCUGAAGAAGGCGAGAUCGAGGAAGUGUAG